UUCAAUUUAGUUUGGUCUAUAUGUCAAUUCGGCCUAUAAUUUUAAUAUUUCACGGAACCAGUGACCGAAAUGCAUUAUAUUCGGGUUGGUAUGGUCGGUUCAAACAUUGAUAUGAUCUUGUAUGCUUAGGUAUACAAACCAAACCGUUGCACACCCCUAUACAUAAGCACGUACUUGUGGUCAUCCUCUAUGUAUAAACUCUAUAGAGUGAUUUUUUUGUGUGAAAAUAACAACCAUUCAAGAUAGGAGAAAAGCCAUGUAACUGAACCACUAUGCUAGAUGUGAUUGCUUUACUUCAUAGUCACGAAUACAUCUAUUUUCCCAGUUUAGUUUAGGGCUAGGGGGGGAGGGGGGGGGGGGGGGCAUGGCCCCCCUAGCAAUGAGUUGGCUCUGUCCCUCAUUGACAACAAACUUCUUUUGCUCACGAAACUUAAAAAAAACUGUAGAACUAUGACACCAGCGAGGCCAACUAUUUGGUUGUAUAGCCUCGUACACCUCUUUUAACUAAAAAAAAGGAAGGAACUAAAAGAGUUCUAAAGCUGUCUCUGCCGCCUCCCAAAGAGAAACUGGCUGCCACUCCUACAGGAUCAGGAUACUUUGAUUACGUAUUACGAAAAUAUCGUUGAAGUAGGACGAUGUUCACAGUUAGUCCAAAUGAGGAGAUACUUUGAUCAAUCAACUGAUGCCUUGAGCAACUAAAUAAUGACUAGUACUCGGCCCGCGCUCCGCGGCGGGGUAAUUUUGACUCCAGUCGUUUUGUGGAUUUUAUCAUGUUCUUUUUGCUAUACCAUUCGCAAAUAGUUGAGAUUCAUUGCGGCAGAGUGCGCAGAAAUGUAUUGGAGAUUUAGUUUGUCAGGACAUAUUAACAAACGAUAGUAUCUAAUGCCCUCGAUGAAAUUUAAAAGUUUGUGCACAGCACACAAACGCAUCUGCCAUAGUUUUGUCUUCAUUGAAAAUAGGGAAUAGAAACUUUAGUUCAAAAUGGAGGAUUCUAAGGGUGGAUAGGAUACUUCGGUAGGUCUUUCUGUCAGUGGUGCUGAUGGUCACUUGUCUAUCCUUGAGGUAUGCCAAAGUGUCGCUACUCUUAUGUGGGAUACGGCUGUCCUGGUUCUGUUCUUCAGAUCUGAGGAACCGAUGUAGAGCUCUCCUGCAAACAUUCUGCUACAUCUUUUGACCAGCAACGCCUUGGCCGAUUCUGCAUCGAGUUUUUUGUAUUUGCUGGGUGACAUUCCUAUUAUUGAGAGCAUAGCCUCGUGCGCCCUGCUGCGGGAUACGCUUCAUUUGUGUAAUCUUCUGUUGUCGUAACUCAAAAUUAAUGCAGAGUCGGGGAGCGUACAAAUGGAAACAACAAUUAUUCUUGGCCCGCGCUCGGCGUUAAGACAGGCGGUUCAAUUUCUUUUAAAACAAUUGUGGAAAUUUUGUAUUCGCGUCGGACUACGUGACUUAUGAAUGACAUUAGAAUUAUCUAACCUAUUUAGUGAAUUCAAUAAUUAAAACUAUAUAAGCAAAGCACCGAUCAAUUAUUUACACACCAUGGCACAUAGUGAUACUUUGCAAUUGCAUGGAUUGUACAUUGGUGAUGUUUUGAGAGCUGAUGUGUUCAUAAUAAUAUAAGCAAAUGACCAAAAGAAAGGUCUUAGUGCAAUACUCGUAGAGAUCAAAAUUAACCCUCUUUAGAACAGUGUGGUUCAUCUCUGAACUGUGGGAGCUCCAACCCGAUUCAAGAGAACUUCAGCGUUCUGCAGGAAAAUAUACAGCAGAUCACCAGCUAUCUAAAUACAUAGACAUCACUUUCAAAACCCAAUACUAAUGCAGGGACAGACUUAAUAGAAUGAGCACAACUUGACUUGAUAAUUAAAGGAGAAAAAAAUAUGAAAAGGCCAUCUAUAAUUGAACAUACAACAAUUCUGGUGUACAAAUAAAAUCAUCAAAAUGGUUAUUGGAAAUUGCCUAGGCUUGUCAAGGCCUCAAUCUACCUUCAACCUGCUGCUAAACAUCUAUUCCAUAAUGACUCACUUCUACUAUCACUCCAGGAAUUGGCCAAGUGUAACCACUUUCUAAAGCGUAGUAUAGCGGGUUUAGGUUUAAAUGUCAACCCGGGUCCUAGAUUUGAUGACUACUCGGUGAAUUCUUGUUAUCUAGCAAUGAAACUUUAAUGCAAGUCUAAACUAACAAAGCAAGUAAACUGUUGUAUUCAGGUUAAGAGAGGUCACCCGGAUAUGGUUCCCCCUAGACUGCAGUUAAGCCGGAUUGUAAUUACCAAGUCCAGUUUCUAUGAUAGUUAUACUGUGGAAGGUUCUUAAACAGCCUGAAGUCUCGACUAAAGGUCUUCAGACCCUCUCAAUCUGAGUCUCUAGCGGGCGACUAACCUCCAUCGGAGUAAACAAAUUGAGGCCUUAACAAACAAAACCUCCACUACCGGAGUAAAUCCGGUACAGAAUAGUGGGUUGGCUCCUCGACUAAAGUAACCAACUCCCUACCUUCAAUCAAGGAUGCUCUAUCAACCUAGGCAGAUAUUCUCAUUCUAGGUCAAAGCAGAAACAACAGGAAUUUGAUCAGGAUUCAAGUUAUUCAAUCAUUCAAACCUCAAUCGAAUAUAAUCAAAUCAUAGAAUCAGUACUUGGGUUCAUACAAUCAAAGCCUAACAUACAAAUCUAGUUUUCUCCAUACCCAGAUGAAUGGGAGAACUACUCCAUGGAGAAAGAAGCAAAAGCAGAAUCAGACGCGGAAUUCAUACUGUGAAGGAUGGAUUCCUGCUCCUGGACGUUGAUCGGCACUUCUCCAAGCUCAAACUGGCCUUCAAUGGUGAUGAAGAUCAAGCUAGGGCACUUGGAGAACUACUCCAUGGAGAAAGAAGCAAAAGCAGAAUCAGACGCGGAAUUCAUAUUGUGAAGGAUGGAUUCCUGCUCCUGGACGUUGAUCGGCACUUCUCCAAGCUCAAACUGGCCUUCAAUGGUGAUGAAGAUCAAGCUAGGGCACUUGGAGACUCUUGUUCGUCGCUUUCUCUCUCUAGGAAUCGCUCUAUCUCUCUCAAAACUCGAAUCCCCUUCUGUUUUGGCUGAAAUAUGCUUAAAAAGGCAUCAGUGGCCAAAGCACGGUCGAGGGCACGGCCGUGUAAUGCCUCAGCCCGCCCGUGCUUUGGCUAGGGUUAAUUACACGGCCACUGUGUUGGGAGAAACACGGGCGUGUUUGAUGAUGGACACGGCCGUGCUUUGGUGGACACGGCCGUGCUUUCAGCCCGUGUUUGCAGCUUGAAUUUGCCAAACUCAAUUAGCUCUCGGCAGUAAAAGCACGGCCACAGAACACGGCCGUGUUCUGUUUUAGGUGUGCCCGUGUUUUGACCCCAGCUCGACAAAAUGACUUCCGAAUGCCCCGAAACGCGUGCUUAGCCUUUCCUUUGACGCCUGGGACCUGAAAUAUGACAAAAUAGCACAACCCGGCGUAAAAUAGGCCAAAAAUACAUGACUAUGCCAUCAAACGGAUAAGAACUAGGGGCGCAAAUAUGUGCAAUUACAUCGUUAUCAAAUUCCCCCACACUUAACGGUUUGCUUGUCCCCAAGCAAACCAAACUCAAACCAAUGCAGCUCUCCAGACCUCUAUAGCAACAAACAACCCAGAUCGUAGGUAGAGGACUUCCUAGAUCAUUUAGCAACUUACGAGGUCAACCGACGCAUAAGUCAUCUCAUAGCUUCUUCGGCGAGAGCACUAGUCUCGAGUCGGCAUCAUGGCAAAUAGUGAACAGAGGACAAAUGAAUCGUGGAUGAAGAGAUUCUCAAAAACAAAGGAUCAUGGACUCA
This is a messenger RNA of Linum trigynum, 3797 nucleotides long. Lineage: Eukaryota; Viridiplantae; Streptophyta; Magnoliopsida; Malpighiales; Linaceae. The record is from the annotation of a GenBank genome assembly.